Molecule: messenger RNA, 1092 nt
Organism: Sordaria macrospora k-hell
Lineage: Eukaryota; Fungi; Ascomycota; Sordariomycetes; Sordariales; Sordariaceae
Molecular function (GO): oxidoreductase activity
Source: RefSeq, a predicted model, not a curated record
AUGAUCCAAUCUCUUCCCACACGCUUCAUCAGACCCUGUACUAGGACUCUUCUUUCUACGACUACAACAAGAGCACUCAACACUAUCGCACGAACUUCUCUAGCGACCCCAAAAACAUCAACCACAAGUUCAUCCAAACUUCCAAGAACCAGUCUCCCACUUCCUCUUUACAACCAAUCCAGCAAAAUGUCGACCGGAACCAAGUCCGCCUCCGCAGCCAGCCACGCUGAGCUCAACCGCAACUCCCUCUUCAACCUCGCGGGCCGCGUUGCCCUUGUAACCGGCGGCGGCACUGGCAUCGGCCUGAUGGCUACACAGACCCUCGCCGUCAACGGCGCCAAGGUGUACAUCGUCGGCCGCAACAAGGAGAAGCUGGACAAGGUAGUCGAGAUCUACAACAAGGACAUCGAGGGCGAGAUCAUCGCCCUGCAGGCGGACGUGACCAAGAAGGAGGACAUUGCCGCCUUGGUCAAGGAGAUCGAGUCGCGCGAGAAGUGCCUCUGCAUCCUGGUCAACAACGCCGGCGUUUCCUCUUCGAGCGUCACCACCGAGGCCAGCGACCCCAAGGAGCUCAAGCACAACUUGUUCGAGAACAAGGACGCUACUUUCGAUGACUGGACCGAUACCUACCGCACCAACGUGGCUAGCAUUUACUUCAUGACCUCUGCUUUCCUUCCCCUCUUGCAGGCUAGCACCGAGCGCCACCCCGGCUGGUCCGGCACCGUGAUCAACAUCAGCAGCAUCAGCGGUCAGGUCAAGUCGGCACAGCACCACUUCUCUUACAACGCCAGCAAGGCGGCCGCUAUUCACUUGAACCGCAUGUUGGCUGCCGAGAUUGCCAACGCCGGUCUCAAGAUCCGCGUCAACAGCAUUGCGCCCGGUCCCUUCCCCAGCGAGAUGACGGCCGAGGAGAGCGAUGAGUUCCAGAAGAGCCACAUCCCCAAGGAGAAGUACGAGUCCAAGUACCCUGGUGCUCGUCCCGGUCGCGAUAUAGAUAUUGCGCAGGCGGUGCUGGGAUUGGUGUCGAACCAGUUCAUCAAUGGCGAGACGUUGGCUGUUGAUGGUGGUUACAAGUUGGCUGCUGGACUCUAA